This is a messenger RNA of Wasmannia auropunctata (little fire ant), 554 nucleotides long. Its product is annotated as kelch-like protein diablo. The record is from RefSeq and is a predicted model, not a curated record. The coding region runs from base 159 to 347 and encodes 62 amino acids. Lineage: Eukaryota; Metazoa; Arthropoda; Insecta; Hymenoptera; Formicidae. The transcript is spliced from 2 exons.
UUUUUUAAGACGUCUUUUGGACUUUACCAAAAAGACAUCUUCAAGACAACUUUUAGUAUAGUCCAAAAAGACAUAGUGCAAUCAGUGCACGCGUGUUCCGUGAUCAUCCGUGAUUCGCCGUACGUUCUCGUAGCUCCGAUCGUAUCAAUCGGUGUCUGAUGAUGGAAAGGAUUGACAUUUUAAUCCAAGGUGUGCUUGAUCUAUGCUGUGACUAUCUAAGAGAUAAUUUAGCGCCGGAAAAUUGUAUCGGAGUGAUAAGAUUUGCCCGCCAACAUUUCUGCAAGAAGCUAGAGAAUGACGGCUUACCAUUUUAUCGUAGGACAUUUUGUCGUUGUCAAUUAAAAUAAAAACAAGUAAAACAUAACUAAAUUUUUAUCUCUUUUUAUUCUUAAAAUUAUACUAUAUACGUAAUGUGUAAAAGAUGUCUAAAGAAUGUCAUAUAGGAUGCCCAAAAAGUGUCUUAUAGGUUGUCUUAAAGAUGUCUAAAAGAUGUCUGAAAAAUGUCAUAUAGGACGUCAAAAAAAUGUCUUAUUGGUUGUCUUAAAGAUGUCUAA